AUGGAGAUCCAACCAGUAUUGAGUUUCUCAGAUGAGGACAAUGUUAGGACCAUACAACCACAUGAUGAUGCCCUGGUGGUCACCAUCAAGAUAGGGGGCUUUGACGAAAAAGUUGUUGUUCCAAAGGGCCAGAUUAGACUACCCGUGCAGGUAGGUUCAGAGGUGGACUUCAUUGUGGUAUAUGCUUAUUCUCCUUACAUUGCCAUUGUAGCAAGACCUUGGUUUCAUGCCUUGGGGAUUGUCUCUUCCACCCUCCACUUAAAGGUGAAAUAUCCAUUUGGGGAUCAAAUCGAGGAGUUGGUUGGGAGCCAGUUUGUGGCCAGGCAGUGCUUGGUGGUUGCAAUUAUGCAUUAG
This is a messenger RNA of Quercus lobata, 354 nucleotides long. RefSeq lists its product as uncharacterized. NCBI's taxonomy places the organism in Eukaryota, Viridiplantae, Streptophyta, Magnoliopsida, Fagales, Fagaceae. Bases 1 to 354 code for a protein of 117 amino acids. The record is from RefSeq and is a predicted model, not a curated record. The transcript has 2 exons.